Molecule: messenger RNA, 3370 nt
Organism: Equus quagga
Lineage: Eukaryota; Metazoa; Chordata; Mammalia; Perissodactyla; Equidae
Gene: GTF2IRD1
Product: GTF2I repeat domain containing 1
Exons: 27
Coding region: 217-3051 (944 amino acids)
Biological process (GO): transcription by RNA polymerase II
Cellular component (GO): nucleus
Molecular function (GO): DNA-binding transcription factor activity
Source: RefSeq, a predicted model, not a curated record
GGCCGGCCGAGAGCCCCGCCGCGGCCCCCUCCCCGGCGGCCCGCGCCCCUGCCCCGCGCCCCCCGCCCGCGCCCUGCGCCGCGCCGCGCUCCCUCCGCCUCCCCGUCCCCCAUUCUCCGGAUUAAUUAAGGAGGCAGCGGCAGGAGGCUGAGUCCUGGCCGCGGGCCGGGCCGGGGCGCCGCUGGCAGGAGCGCUUGGGGAUCCUCCAAGGCGACCAUGGCCUUGCUGGGGAAGCGCUGCGACAUCCCCGCUAACGGCUGCGGGCCCGACCGCUGGAACUCCACCUUCACCCGCAAGGACGAGAUCAUCACCAGCCUCGUGUCUGCCUUAGACUCCAUGUGCUCGGCGCUGUCCAAGCUGAACGCAGAGGUGGCCUGUGUGGCUGUGCACGAUGAGAGCGCUUUCGUGGUGGGCACCGAGAAGGGGAGGCUGUUCCUGAACGCGCGGAAGGAGUUGCAGUCGGACUUCCUCAGGUUCUGCCGAGGGUCCCCCUGGAAGGAGCCGGAGGCAGAGCACCCCAAGAAGGUGGCACGGGGCGAGGGUGGCAGCCGGAGCAUCCCGCGGUCCUCCCUGGAGCACGGCUCGGACGUGUACCUUCUGCGGAAGAUGGUAGAGGAGGUGUUUGAUGUUCUUUAUAGCGAGGCCCUGGGAAGGGCCAGCGUGGUGCCACUUCCCUACGAGAGGCUGCUCAGGGAGCCAGGGCUGCUGGCUGUGCAGGGGCUGCCCGAGGGCCUGGCCUUCCGCAGGCCAGCCGAGUAUGACCCCAAGGCCCUCAUGGCCAUCCUGGAGCACAGCCACCGUAUCCGCUUCAAGCUUAAGAGGCCACUCGAGGAUGGUGGGCGGGACUCGAAGGCCCUGGUGGAGCUGAACGGCGUCUCCCUGGUAGCCAAGGGCGCUCGGGAAUGCAGCCUGCACGGCCCGGCCCCCAAGGGGCCGCCCCAGGACCUGCCACCCCCCGCCCCCUCCUCUUCUGUGGCCAGCUUCCUCUACAGCCCCACGCUCCCCAGCCACCCCAUGAGAGAGCUCAAGCAGGAGGCCCCCACCUGCCCACUCACCCCCGGCGACCUGGGCCUCAGCCGGGCCGGCCCUGAGCCCAAGGCCCUGGGGGCUCAGGAGUUCCCUGACUGCUGUGGACAGAAGCCCACCGGGCCUGGUGGUCCUCUCAUUCAGAAUGUCCAUGCCUCUAAGCGCAUUCUGUUCUCCAUCGUCCACGACAAGUCAGAGAAGUGGGACGCCUUCAUAAAGGAGACAGAGGACAUCAACACGCUCCGGGAGUGCGUGCAGAUCCUGUUUAACAGCAGAUAUGCGGAAGCCCUGGGCCUGGACCACAUGGUCCCCGUCCCCUACAGGAAGAUCGCCUGUGACCCAGAGGCUGUGGAAAUCGUGGGCAUCCCAGACAAGAUCCCCUUCAAACGCCCCUGCACCUAUGGGGUCCCCAAGCUGAAGCGGAUCCUGGAGGAGCGGCACAGCAUCCACUUUGUCAUUAAGAGGAUGUUUGAUGAGCGAAUUUUCACAGGGAACAAGUUUACCAAAGACCCCACAAAGCUGGAGCCCGCCAGCCCGCCGGAGGACGCCUCUGCAGAGGUCUCCCGAGCCGCCAUCCUCGACCUGGCCGGGACUGCUCGAUCCGACAAGAGUGGUAUCUCCCAAGACUGUGGGGCAGGAACCUCUGGGGAGCUGGGUGGGCUGAGGCCCAUCAAAAUUGAGCCGGAGGACCUGGAUAUCAUUCAGGUCACCAUCCCAGACCCUUCGCCAACUUCUGAGGAAAUGACAGACUCGAUGCCUGGGCAUCUGCCCUCAGAAGAUUCUGGUUAUGGGAUGGAGAUGCUGACUGACAAAGGCCCUGGCGAGGAUCCGCGGCCCGAGGAGAGGCCCGUGGAGGACAGCCACGGCGACGCGAUCCGGCCGCUGCGGAAGCAGGUGGAGCUGCUGUUCAACACGCGCUACGCCAAGGCCAUCGGCAUCUCGGAGCCCGUCAAGGUGCCCUACUCCAAGUUCCUGAUGUACCCGGAGGAGCUGUUCGUGGUGGGGCUGCCGGAAGGCAUCUCCCUGCGCAGGCCCAACUGUUUCGGCAUCGCCAAGCUGCGCAAGAUCCUGGAGGCCAGCAACAGCAUCCAGUUUGUCAUCAAGAGGCCCGAACUGCUCACCGAGGGAGUCAAAGAGCCCGUCACGGACAGCCAAGAGAGGGAUUCCGGGGACCCUCUUGUGGACGAGAGCCUGAAGAGGCAGGGCUUUCAAGAAAAUUACGACGCCCGACUCUCACGGAUCGACAUCGCCAACACGCUGAGGGAGCAGGUCCAGGACCUGUUCAAUAAGAAAUACGGGGAAGCCUUGGGCAUCAAGUACCCGGUGCAGGUCCCCUACAAGCGGAUCAAGAGCAACCCCGGCUCAGUGAUCAUCGAGGGGCUGCCCCCGGGCAUCCCGUUCCGAAAGCCCUGCACCUUCGGCUCCCAGAACCUGGAGAGGAUCCUUGCGGUGGCCGACAAGAUCAAGUUCACGGUCACCAGGCCCUUCCAAGGACUCAUCCCAAAGCCUGAUGAAGAUGAUGCCAACAGACUGGGGGAGAAGGUGAUCCUCCGGGAACAGGUGAAGGAGCUCUUCAAUGAGAAAUACGGUGAGGCCCUGGGCCUGAACCGGCCUGUGCUGGUCCCUUACAAGCUGAUCCGGGACAGCCCGGACGCCGUCGAGGUCACGGGCCUGCCCGAUGACAUCCCUUUCCGGAACCCCAACACGUACGACAUCCACCGGCUGGAGAAGAUCCUGAAGGCCCGGGAGCGCGUCCGCAUGGUCAUCAUCAACCAGCUCCAACCUUUUGCAGAAAUCUGCAAUGACACCAAGAUGCCAGCCAAAGACAGCAGCGUUCCCAAGCGCAAGAGAAAGCGGGUCUCUGAGGGGAACUCCGUCUCCUCUUCCUCCUCGUCUUCCUCGUCCUCGUCCUCCAACCCGGAGCCCGUGGCAUCCUCCAACCAGAUCUCCCUCGUGCAAUGGCCAAUGUACAUGGUGGACUAUGCCGGCCUGAACGUGCAGCUCCCGGGACCCCUGAAUUACUAGACCUCAGCGCCGUCAGGACCUCACUCAGAAAGACUAAGGAAAUGUAAUUUAUGUACAAAAUGUAUAUUCGGAUAUGUAUCGAUGCCUUUUAGUUUUUCCAAGGAUUUUUACACUAUAUUCCUGCCACCAAGGCCUUUUUAAAUAAGUAAAAAAAAAAAAAAAAGUUGCCUUUGCUCUUAACUGUUGUAUGUUCUCUUUUGGAAUUGCGGCCGAAGCCAUCACUGGGACAAGGUCAGGGGACCGGCCAGGGCCCUCCUGCCUUGCCCAAGCAGAGGUGGUGUCCCUCACCGCUGGGCCUGGUGUCUGGGCACAGACUUCA